Messenger RNA from Cynoglossus semilaevis (tongue sole), 752 nucleotides. Its product is annotated as NLR family CARD domain-containing protein 3-like. The record is from RefSeq and is a predicted model, not a curated record. The transcript has a single exon. Lineage: Eukaryota; Metazoa; Chordata; Actinopteri; Pleuronectiformes; Cynoglossidae. The coding region runs from base 40 to 525 and encodes 161 amino acids.
GACAAACCCAGCAAAUCCAAAACAGAACCUUAUUUUCAUAUGUUGUUUAGAAAAUAUUACUCUGUGACUGAAUUCCUCAGAAAGUCAAUGAAGAAAUCCCUCCAAAGUAGAAAUGGUCACCUGGACCUGUUUGUUCGCUUCCUUCAUGGUCUGUGUCUGGAGUCCAACCAAAGAAUCUUGGGAAACCUGCUGGGUCAGACACACUACAGUCCAGGAACCAUUCCAAAGGUCAUUGAAAACCUAAAAAGCAUGAACACGACCAACAUCUCUCCAGAGAGAAGCAUCAACAUCUUCCACUGUCUGACAGAGUUGAAGGAUCAGUCAGUUCAUCAGGAGAUCCAAGAGUUCCUGAAGUCAAAGACCAGAGAGAAGAAACUUUCUGAGAUCCAGUGCUCAGCUCUGGCCUACAUCCUGCAGAUGUCAGAGGAGGUUCUGGAUGAGUUGGACCUGGAGAAGUAUAACACAUCGAAGGAGGGAAAACUGAGACUGAUCCCAGCUGUGAGGAACUGCAGGAAGGCUCGGUGAGUUAGUGAUCAAUCACUAUUGAUUAGUCAGUCAGUGUUCAUUCAGUUUAAUGGUCUUGGAUGACUAAAGGAGAAGUGCAGUGAAUUUCAGCAGGUAGCUACAGUAUGUUGGUGCAGGUUUGUCUUUAUGAAUCAGUGACAGAACUAAUGAUCCAACACAGUCAGUGUCAUUUUCUUAUUGGUUUCUAGCAGUUAAAAGGUUUACCUUUAGUUUUUGAACAUGCUCAG